GUUCUUUUGCCAAACUGCUGUCAGCAAAGCCUGUGAGAGUCAGAAAAGCCAGACAGCCUGAUGAAGAGUGUCCAGAGUCAUCUGCCUUUACGUUCCGGUUUAACAAGUGGUCCAUAUCCUCUGGCUGGUGUUCCCCCUGUAGUGUGGAGGGGGAUGGAGCGUGGCGGAGGAGAAAGCCCUCGUUUACGGGAGAGCCCCGAGCGACGUGGGAGCAGCAGUCCUGAUAUUGGUGGCCCCCCCACAAAGAUGGGCCGUCUGGAACUCAACGGCAGUCCCACAGGUCACCGCGGUCGCCACAAUGGGGCCCAACAGAGACCUCUCAGCGGUCUGAUGAUUCCAGUCUUCUGUGUGGUGGAGCAGGUGGAUGGAGGGAUGAUAUCAGAUGGAGAGAGCCGGGAGGAACAUGCCGAGUUUGUGCUGGUCAGGAAAGACAUCCUUUUCACUCAGUUGGUUGAGACUGCACUUCUUGCUCUUGGCUACUCCCACAGUUCAGCAGCCCAGGCACAUGGCAUCAUUAAGGUGGGCCGCUGGAACCCCCUACCCAUCCAUUACCUGACAGAUGCUCCAGAGGCGACGGUUGCUGAUAUGUUGCUGGACGUUUACCACAUGGUCACACUACGCAUCCAGCUACAGAGCUUUGCUAAACUGGAGGACCUUCCAUCCGAGCAGUGGAAUCACGCUACGGUACGCAACGCCCUCAAAGAACUGCUCAAAGAGAUGAACCAGAGUACACUGGCCAAAGAAUGUCCACUUUCCCAGAGUAUGAUCUCCUCGAUAGUGAAUAGCUCCUACUAUGCUAACGUCUCAACUGCCAAAUGCCAAGAGUUUGGUCGCUGGUACAAGAAGUACAAAAAAAUUAAAGGGGAUUAUAUGUGGCAAGGACGGGAGAGCUCGGAAAUCAAGGUCGAAAGGGACAGUCUCACUGACUUCUGUGUAUUAGCCCAGCGUCCACCUCCUCACCUGGCUGGUCUGGCGCAGCUCGGUCCGUUGAACAGUGCUGGCUCUCUGGUGAAAAGCAGCUCUGGAGAACCUCAGAAUUCAUCCCAGUCUCAGCCUCCAUCCCAAGGGCAGCCGCAAGCUCCAUCAUCUCACGGGCAGCUCCAUCACAGUCCUCCGCUACGGGCUCAGGUGCCUCCUCCGCCUCCGCCUGCUGCCCUGCAACCUCUUUUGGCACCCGGAGGACUCCUCUCACCCCAGCUCAGUCCACAGCUGGUGAGGCAGCAGUUAGCCAUGGCUCAUCUUAUCAACCAGCAGCUGGCCGUCAGCCGCCUUCUGCAUCAGCACCCGCAGGCUCUUAACCAGCAGUUUCUCAAUCACCCACCUAUCCCACGGCCUAGCAAAUCCGGUGGGCCUGGAGAGCCCGGGUCCAACCCCUCGGCUGCAGAAGUCUCCUCUGAUAUCUACCAGCAGGUGCGAGAUGAGCUGAAAAGAGCAAGUGUCUCACAGGCAGUGUUCGCUCGAGUUGCCUUCAACCGUACACAGGGCCUGUUGUCAGAGAUCUUGCGAAAAGAGGAGGACCCACGCUCAGCCUCUCAGUCUUUGCUAGUAAACCUCAAAGCGAUGCAGAACUUCCUGAACUUACCUGAGAGUGAAAGGGAUCGAAUUUACCAGGAAGAGCGAGAGCGCAGCAUGAACCCCCCUGUGAGUCUGCCCCCAAGCACAAACCCCAGCCCCGGUGGCGCCCGCCUUUCACAGUCCAAAACUUCUGGUCCUAACCCUGACCUUCCCCUAAAACUGGAGCCGCUGGUUAACAUCACCUCAGCUAUUUAUGACGAAAUCCAGCAGGAGAUGAAACGGGCAAAAGUGUCUCAGGCACUUUUCGCCAAGGUUGCAGCCAACAAGAGCCAAGGAUGGCUGUGUGAGCUGCUUCGCUGGAAAGAGAGUCCCAGCCCAGAGAACAGGACUCUCUGGGAGAACCUGUGUACUAUCCGGAGGUUUCUGAGCCUUCCCCAGGCGGACAGGGAUCUGGUGUACGAGGAAGAGUCCCGCCAUCACCACAGUGAACGACUCCACACUGUACUACACUUGCCCACUGACCCUCAGGCACUGCACAGACAGCCCAUGCAGCCACUGAAGGACCACUCUCCCAUCCGAGAGGAACCUGUUCCCAGUUCUGGAGCCGAAGAGAACCACCAGGCUAAUGCAGGUUCGGGCAACAGCGGAGGGGUUAGCAGCGUCACAAAAAAGCCUCGCUCCCGCACCAAGAUCUCUCUGGAGGCUCUAGGCAUCUUACAGAGCUUUAUCCAAGAUGUGGGCCUUUACCCUGACCAGGAGGCAAUCCACACCCUUUCAGCCCAGUUAGAUCUGCCCAAACACACCAUCGUUAAGUUCUUCCAGAACCAGCGUUAUCACGUGAAGCAUCACGGCCGGCUGAAGGAGCUCGGUUCCGAGGGCGGCGGUGUCGACGUAGCCGAAUAUCGCGACGAGGAGCUGCUCUCCAGUUCAGAGGAUGCGGAAUCCAGUGAAGAUGGCCACGAGGAGAUCUACAGUGGGCAUGAAAGCGCACCAGCCGGAGCAGCCAACUCUGUCUCAACUCCAGUUGUUUCUUCAGGCCAGGAUGAGAAUAAAGACAAAGGUCUGCCUCUGGGAUCAGCCAGACCCAGCUCCCUGCCCCCGUGCAGUUCAUCCCCAAGUCCCCGAGAUCAAGCAGAAUAUCAGAGAUAAAACAGUCUCAAAAAAGACUUUACUGUAGGUGGGGAAAAGGCAAGGAGUGAGCACUUACAACUAUUCUGUAGUGGAGAGAGAGGAGGAACUUACUGACAAAGACACAGUGUCCUCUGAGGACCUGUAAAAGGCAAACCAAACCAGAUAAGAUCUGCUUUUUGCUUAAGGUGACAUGUAAAGUUUUGGUGUAGAAAAAUGAGUUGUGAUCUACUCCUGGCCUCAUACCUCACAAGUUACUCACAGGGAUGGCAUGGUACGGAAGGAAAGAAUUUGGUUUCUAGAUGUAAAUCAUCAAAUUAAGGCAAGAUAGCUGCCUCAACCCUCAAGAUGUCACAAGCAUUCAAACUCGCAUGCUAAGAAUGUCAAGAAGGCCAGUCUUACACCAAGUGUUUCAUUUCUGUUCUGAGAGCAGUGGGUCUCUCGCAAAAUACCACUAUCAAUGCCCCCUCCUUAUCUCUACAGGGUUAAACUGGCAGGGACAGUGCUUUAGAUGAGCCAUUGAUCUCCUAUAGGACACCGACAACUUCACUCCCGUCCGAUCAGGGAGCCUAGUGGGCGGCUGUGGCUGUCCUCAUCUUCCCCUCCGUGAUGGGGCAUUCUGGCGGUCGCCAACUGAGGGCCGUGCUUGACUGCUAAAGCGGUCGGUUGGGUUGGAGGUACAGAUGAGAUCUUGGGUGUACACAUCAGCCCAGCCCAGGAACCCUACUAUAAACACAUGUGGUGUGCUGAAAGGUCCACAGUUAGCCCAGUGGCGCUUUUGAAGACCACGCCAUCCUUCCCACAACCAGCCACAAGCGUCAUUCCAAGCAGUCCCACACGGUUCAAGAAAUCACUCCUUUUCCCCCACCACCCAUGCACACCCAAUACAGACUGUGCACAACAUCCCAAUCCGUCACUCCUGUCCAGUGGUUGAGAAGGUUUGCUUUAUACAGAUAUGUUUAGACCGUAGGUUUCGUUCCAGUCUUGCUCUCUCGACACUUAAAAGACUGACUGCUAUGGACAGAAGGACACUGGUUAGGGUGCAGUCUAACUGCAUCUGCCUCUGGCCUAGUGGAGAAGAGCGAAGCAUUUCCAGCAACUGUGUGGAAGUGCGGUAGUCCUUCUCGCUUCCGUCACCUCCCACAGCUUUCUCUUUUACUGACUGAUGCCCACAACGUCCUGAUUUGACCACACUUACCCACACCCAACUCCACAGCACUAUUUAUUGCUAUCUUCACCCUCAAUUAUUAUUGUUGUUAUUGUUAUUAUUGUUAUUAUGGUUGUUCUUGCUGUUAUUUUUAGUUCUAUUUUCAUGGUCUAAUAUCAGCUUUUGGCUUGCAGCAGAUGUUUUGGUAAGGAGAGACGUUGUGAAAGAAAGAAACACUGCCAAAACAGAGAGGAGCGAAUUGGAAGCAGUUACUGAAGUUACUGAGUGAAUCAUGUGAUAUGUACUGCCAAUUCUAUCAGCAUUAUGUACUUUUCCAAAGAGAACAGCACUUGGCAGAUCAGAUGUUGAAUAUAAAAAACAAUAGAAAAAAGAGGAAUCAUUGGAAUUUAUAUGAUCUUUUUUUGUGCAUACGAUGACAAUCCUUCUUUUGAGCCAAUCAGAACUCAGCAAGCAUGAACUCUGCAUUCUGAUUGAAACUUUGAUCAGCGUAACUUGAGGCAACAUGGCCACCUGUUGCAAAUCAUCCAUGACACCGUGGCAACACUUGGAUCCAGGGUUCUGAUUUGUUUUUUCAAGAAUCAGCUGCUACUUGCUCUUUCACAGAUAAUAGACAAAAUAUUGUUGUUAACCUUAUGCUAACCCUUAAACUAUUUUUGUUUCAAACGAGUGAUAAUUGUGGUCUAUGUCCAUGUUUUGUCUAUUACAAAUGGAAAUGUUUUAUUUAGAAUCUUUAAUGUGCAAAACGCUGAUGUGGUUCUCGCAAUUACUUUUAGCAUCCAUACCAUCUUUCACAUAGGCACAACGUCCACACCUGCACACGCCUAUGACUAAUGCAUUCCAGCAGAAUGUUAGUUAGAAAUGGGGACACAUUUUUCUCAGAAGAUAUAGAUGGCAUUCCAAUCACAAGGAUGAACAUUAUUUAGAUGUCAUUGAUUAUUUGUACCUGGUUACGAUUUCAUUGUGGUCAUGCUGCAUUUCUCACAAAUAUUCAAUUAAAGACCAGACUAAGGCAUCAAGGACUAAAGCUCUCCUAGUAGUAUACCUAGUACCCGCUGACACUCAGUCAGCCUUAGCUUCUCAGCUGCUCGCCUCUCCAGAGAGAUUGAAUUCUUCCAACCUUUUUCUGUCCAAUUCACCCAUCUGCAUCAUCACCUCAUUUCAGUUUCACCCUUGCUGUUUGCUUGAUUGCUCCCUGGUCUGCAUUUACCCAAAUCGGAACUUUAUGGUCAAUCAUAGGUGAUUUUACAGACCCUGUCCCCUAAAAACAACCUUAAAAACUUAAAGACAACAGUCUACAGUCUCUUUUAAUGGUCAUUAAAAACCUUCACGGUUAGUUACAUUUAUGUAUCAUCUUUCCGUCUAAGUGGUCAAAAACAUUCGCUUUGUAUUUUAAAUGGAACAAAAGUUGCUUAUCAUACAUUGGAAAGAGCUACUGAAUGACAAAAUACUUUGAAAUCUUGGAUACCUGCAGGUUUUGCAAAAGGUCUUUAAUAACACGGUAGUGAUUGCCUGCUUGAUCUACACCUCACUUAAGCCUGUCAAUCAUCCGUCACUUUUGGAGGCCCGCACCGCCCCUUUCGUUACACUCCGAGCAUCUUCUCCAAAUCCCGCCACCCUGCCGAGUCUAGAUCAGCUGGAGACAAGCACUUCUGAUGAGUCCGUCCCUAUACACCUCCCAAAUUACCCUCAUAAAUGAUGAAAGCAUGUGCACGCAUGUGUCUGUGUGUCCUAGACUGGUGUUUAACCUACCGUGGGGGUGGCUUACCACUCAGCGGGAGCGAACAACCACGCACUUCUUCUCCUCCAUCACCUCCUCCUCUCCGUCUUUGUCGGAGUUAGUGGCGAGAGUGACGCCGAGGAGAAACAAAGAAGAUUCCAAGAGUCCCUGAUGAGCACUAGGUCAAGGUCACUGCCCAAUUAUCCAUGUCUUUCAUUUUCAUUCUGUCUUUUCAGUUCUCUCUGUGCCAUCCUCUCCAUUCCCUCAUUUUCUCAUUCACUAGGCGGGAAAGUAAUCGUUGUCUCCCAUGCUGUGGAGUCGAGGUUAAGUGGAGGUGAUCGUGUCUCCUUGUGGAGAGGCUAGUUCCUUGAGAGGCAGCAGACACCUGGAGAGACAUGUCUGAGAAGUGUUGCGGUUAAGACAAAGGCUUGGUUUGACUUUUAGUUUAGUCAUUUGUUUGGUAUCUGGUCAUCUACAAAGCCACUGUAACAUUAGGUUGACUUUUAAAGUUUUGAAUCGAAAAUCUGAAGGUCUCCAGGGCCACUUUCUGAUAUUUACACAUGUUAUUUAGACAGUUAGACGGACGAUCUGAACUGUAAUUUUCAAUCCCCCAUAAAUUUCUGAGGAAGGAUGUUCUUGCUCGUCUUGCUAAUGCUUUCGUUUAUCAUACAGUGCCUCUGAACUAAGCACAACGCUCCAGUUCUUUGCUUCGGAGAUGACAAAAUUAGACGAUCUCAUAAUUUCCAUCAGUUUUCAUCAUUUUUGUACUCAUAAACGCCUACAAUGUGAAUCAGGAUCGCCACUCCUGAAUUGGUACUUUCCUUGUCAAUCGAAUGCAUUGUCGUUAUCACUAAGUGAUAAUUAACUUAUGUGCAUCAUUUGGCUUCUUUGUUUGUAUGACAAUGUUUUGUUUUUUUGAUUUUGUUUUUUCAAAUGCUGUUGUUUAAAUAAAGUGCAUUCAAGGAAAUGGAAGGAUUGCAUGUGGGUUUGUUCU
Labeo rohita (rohu) is the source of this 6522-nucleotide messenger RNA. RefSeq names its product SATB homeobox 2 (gene satb2). The record is from RefSeq and is a predicted model, not a curated record. NCBI's taxonomy places the organism in Eukaryota, Metazoa, Chordata, Actinopteri, Cypriniformes, Cyprinidae. Gene Ontology annotation, biological process: chromatin remodeling; regulation of transcription by RNA polymerase II. Gene Ontology annotation, molecular function: DNA-binding transcription factor activity, RNA polymerase II-specific; RNA polymerase II cis-regulatory region sequence-specific DNA binding.